This is a messenger RNA of Colius striatus (speckled mousebird), 543 nucleotides long. RefSeq names its product S100 calcium binding protein A11 (gene S100A11). Gene Ontology annotation, biological process: regulation of cell population proliferation. Gene Ontology annotation, cellular component: cytoplasm. The transcript is spliced from 3 exons. NCBI's taxonomy places the organism in Eukaryota, Metazoa, Chordata, Aves, Coliiformes, Coliidae. Bases 120 to 413 code for a protein of 97 amino acids. The record is from RefSeq and is a predicted model, not a curated record. Gene Ontology annotation, molecular function: calcium-dependent protein binding; calcium ion binding.
GGCUGAGUCAGCGCGGGGCUGUGCCGGGAAGGGCGCGGCCGUGGCUCACCCCGCGCCCGGCUCCGGCUGCGCCACAUCGUGCUGCGGCCGCGCCGAGCGCCUCCUCGCACAGCCCAGCCAUGCCCACAGAGACCGAACGCUGCAUCGAGUCCCUGCUGGCUGUGUUCCAGCGCUACGCAGGGCGUGAAGGGGACAGCUGCACCCUCUCCAAGAGGGAGUUCGUGGCCUUCAUGAACACUGAGCUGGCUGCCUUCACCAAGAAUCAGAAGGACCCAGCUGUUGUGGACAGGAUGAUGAAGAAACUGGAUCUGAACAGUGAUGGGAAGUUGGAUUUCCAGGAGUUCCUGAACCUCAUUGGGGGCAUUGCAGUGGCCUGCUACGACACCCUGGUUGUUAGCAAACCGUCCCACUAGCCCUGGGCUGCUCUGUCUCCCCAGCCACUGUGAACAAGACCAAGGCAAAGCUGGAAGCAGUUCCUUGAAGACAGUUCCUCCCUCCCCCAUUCCUCAUUUUUAUGUAUAAAAUAAAAGGGUUUCAAUCCUA